Messenger RNA from Beta vulgaris subsp. vulgaris (sugar beet), 1119 nucleotides. RefSeq names its product stress-response A/B barrel domain-containing protein UP3. Bases 309 to 995 code for a protein of 228 amino acids. The transcript has a single exon. The record is from RefSeq and is a predicted model, not a curated record. Lineage: Eukaryota; Viridiplantae; Streptophyta; Magnoliopsida; Caryophyllales; Amaranthaceae.
GAAAAAAUCCCAGGUAGGAGGAAUACUGUCCUUUGAAGUACCCAUACAAAUUCAGGCAGAAAAUUAAUCUACUUCCUAAAGACGGUCGAAAACUCCUCGUAGUAGGGGAAAAAAAAAAAAGACGGGAGGAUAUAUAAUUAAAAAAAUUCACAAGAUAAUGAUAUAAAAAGAAGCAAAUAAGCCAAGUUGUUCUACUAGAUGCUUUAUGCUUUGUCCAUCCAUCCAUCCACAAACCACUCAAACUCUCACACAUCUUCAAUUUUCUCUCUCUCUCUCCUCCUUCCACCAACCAUCAACCAAAAAAAACCAUGGAAUCUCCAUCAUCAGAAACCGAGAUCAUAGAACACGUAGUCCUCUUCAACAUCAAAGACGAAGACUUCCAAGAUCCAUCUAAAGUCAAUGCAAUGGUCAACGGUCUCAACGCUCUAAAUUCACUCAAUUCCGUUACAUAUCUUACUGCGGGUCCCAUCCUCCGCACUCGAUCUCUCCCUUCCUCUCUCAAAUUCACUCACAUGCUUCACGCCCGUUACUCCACACGUGCCAAUCUCUCCGAAUACUCUCUCUGCGACGAACACGUGUCCGUCGUUGAAUCCCUCGUCAAGCCCAUUUGUGACGACGUCAUGGCUGUGGAUUGGGCCGUUGAUCUUUUGGGCCAAAGCCCAAGUGUCCCAAGGCCUGGGUCUGGUAUGAGGUUUACGUUUUUGAAGAUUGAGGAUGUGGAAGAAAGAGAGAAGAUAUUAGAGGGUAUGAAGAAAAAAGAAGAAAGUUUAGGGGGUUUUGAGCAAAUAAGUUUUGGGGAGAAUAUUUCUGAUCGUGGGAAAGGAUUCAGUGUGGCGUUUCUUGUGGUGUUCCAUGAUUUAAAUGAAUUGGAUGCGUGUGAAGAAUAUGAAGAUCAGAUGAGAAAGUUGAUUGAUAAGUUUAAGGUUUCAGAUGAUCAUCUUAUUGCUGUUGAUUAUGUUGUUCCACGUCUUAGUCCUGCUACUAGUUUGGACUAAUAUUCAUAUUCUCCUUUGUUUUUUUUUUUGUUUGUGACUUUGUGUGUAAUUUUUCUGUGUGCUUUUUGGUAAUGUUUGUGCAACUUUUGUGCAUCAUAUAAUAAUAUCAAGUAUAUUUAAUUUA